UUCAUAUUUUCGUAGUAGUAAGAAUGGCGAUACUGCAUAGGGCUUUGUUUACAUGGUUUAUUUUUUUAGUUUUCUUAAUUUUGCUAUGUUUGAGAUUAGAAUCAAGAACUCAUUGGAAUUGGUUUAUAGUAUUUAUUCCCAUGUGGGUGUACGACAGUAUUUUACUAAUUUACGUUUUAUUUCAUAUGAUAUCUCAUUGUCGAAACGGUAUCGAAAGAUUUAAAGGAACGAUCAAUAAAAAUGUUUGGUACAUAGCAGCUAUAGGGCUCAAAAUGGCUGCACAAAUCAUAAUUUGUAUUAAAUUGGAAUAUACAAAACUUAAUUUGCCAAUAUAUGUAGUAAUGGCCCCUAUUUGGAUGUUGCUACCAGUGCUUUGUGUUAAAGUUUUCAUGCAUCUCAUAAAGAUUUCAAGUAGAAGCAGUAGAUAUUAA
Messenger RNA from Nymphalis io (European peacock), 431 nucleotides. Its product is annotated as transmembrane protein 60. The transcript has a single exon. The coding region runs from base 24 to 431 and encodes 135 amino acids. The record is from RefSeq and is a predicted model, not a curated record. Lineage: Eukaryota; Metazoa; Arthropoda; Insecta; Lepidoptera; Nymphalidae.